Messenger RNA from Mus pahari (shrew mouse), 738 nucleotides. RefSeq names its product C-type lectin domain containing 7A (gene Clec7a). NCBI's taxonomy places the organism in Eukaryota, Metazoa, Chordata, Mammalia, Rodentia, Muridae. The record is from RefSeq and is a predicted model, not a curated record. Gene Ontology annotation, cellular component: cell surface. Gene Ontology annotation, biological process: positive regulation of cytokine production involved in inflammatory response; positive regulation of killing of cells of another organism; detection of fungus. The coding region runs from base 1 to 738 and encodes 245 amino acids. Gene Ontology annotation, molecular function: pattern recognition receptor activity; (1->3)-beta-D-glucan binding. The transcript has 6 exons.
AUGAAAUAUCACUCUCAUAUAGAGAAUCUGGAUGAAGAUGGAUAUACUCAAUUAGACUUCAGCACUCGAGACAUCCAUAAAAGGCCCAUGAUUUCAGAUAAAGGAAGCCGGGCUCCAUCUUCUCCUUGGAGGCCCAUUGCAGUGGGUUUAGGAAUCCUGUGCUUUGUGGCAGUAGUGGUUGCUGCAGUGCUGGGUGCCCUAGCAUUUCGGAGACACAAUUCAGGGAGAAAUCCAGAGGAGAAAGACAACUUCCUAUCAAGAAAUAAAGAGAACCACAAACCCACAGAAUCAUCUUUAGAUGAGAAGGUGGCUCCUCCCUCCAAGGCAUCCCAAACUACAGGAGUUUUUUCUCGGCCUUGCCUUCCUAAUUGGAUCAUGCAUGCAAAGAGCUGUUACCUAUUUAGCUUCUCAGGAAAGUCCUGGUAUGGAAGUAAGAGACACUGCUCCCAGCUAGGUGCUCAUCUACUGAAGAUAGAUGACUCAAAAGAAUUUGAGUUCAUUGAAAGCCAAACAUCGUCUCACCAUAUUAAUUCAUUUUGGAUAGGCCUUUCCCGCAAUCAGAGUGAAGGGCCAUGGUUCUGGGAGGAUGGAUCAGCAUUCUCCCCCAACUCGUUUCAAGUCAGAAAUACAGCUCCCCAGGAAAGCUUACUGCACAAUUGUGUAUGGAUUCAUGGAUCAGAGGUCUACAACCAAAUCUGCAAUACUUCUUCAUACAGUAUCUGUGAGAAGGAACUGUAA